GCACUGCCACUGAGCUGACCACAACACGAUGGCAUAACGAUGCUGUCGGUUUGUCCAGACGCGAGCUUGCUGCGCUAGUUCACUUGCCGCAAUGGCGGCCAACCACCAGCUCUGCCUCUGCCUCGCCCUGCUUCUGCUGCUUCUCCCCGCUGCUUCCCUUGCCAGGGACACCAUCACGCCUGGCCAGCCACUACGGGGCAACGACACGCUCGUCUCGGCCGGCGCCGGCGGCUUCACGCUCGGGUUCUUCACCCCGCCGGGAUCCAACAGCACGUACGUCGGCGUCUGGUACGCCAAAGUGUCCCUCCGCACCGUCGUCUGGGUCGCCAACCGCGCCGACCCCGUCCGCGGCGCGGUGGAGGACAACGCCGGCGCCACCCUCUCCGUCUCCCGUGACUGCACGCUCGCCGUCACGGACGCCAACUCCACCGUGGUCUGGUCGGUGUCCCCGCCGACGGGCGCGGUGGACGGCGGCCUGUGCACGGCGCGGAUCCAGGACGACGGCAACCUGGUCGUCUCCGACCAGCGCGGCCACGUGGCGUGGCAGGGGUUCGACCACCCCACGGACACGCUGCUCCCGGGGAUGCGGAUCGGGGUGGACUUCGCCGCCGGCAAGAACAUGACGCUGACGGCGUGGACGAGCCCCUCCGACCCGUCGCCGAGCCCCGUCGUGGCGACGAUGGACACGUCCGGCGACCCGGAGGUGUUCGUCUGGAACGGGCCCAACAAGGUGUGGCGCUCCGGGCCCUGGGACGGCGUGCAGUUCACCGGCGUCCCGGACACCGUCACCUACCGGGGCUUCACCUUCCGCUUCGUCAACAACGCCCGGGAGGUCACCUACAGCUUCCAGGUGCGCAACACGAGCAUCGUGACGCGACUGGCGCUGAACAGCACGGGCGUCGGCGGCGGGCUGCUGCAGCGGUGGACGUGGGUGGAGGCGGCCGGCGCGUGGAACCUCUACUGGUACGCGCCCAAGGACCAGUGCGACGCCGUCUCGCCGUGCGGGCCCAACGGGGUGUGCGACACCAACACCGUGCCGGUCUGCUCUUGCCUCCGCGGCUUCACGCCGCGGUCGCCGGCGUCGUGGGCGCUGCGGGACGGCCGGGACGGGUGCGUGCGGGAGACGCCGCUGGACUGCGCCAACGGCACCGACGGGUUCACGGUGCUGCCGCACGCCAAGGUGCCGGACACGACAAGCGCAGUGGUGGACUUCGACGCCAGCCUGGGGCAGUGCAGGCAGAGGUGCCUGAGGAACUGCUCGUGCACGGCGUACGCCACCGCCAACCUCAGCGGCGAGCCCGGCCACCGCGGCUGCGUCAUGUGGACCGGCGGCCUCGCCGACCUCCGCGUGUACCCGGGCUACGGCCAGGACCUCUACGUCCGCCUCGCCGCUGCCGAUCUCGAUUCAAGCAAGUCAAAGAAGAAGGUGCAUAUUAUAGUUGCGGUACUUGUCAGCAUAACUGCAGCGGCACUUGUUCUAGCGCUCACAGGGUUCUUCAUUUGGAGAGGAAAGAAAACUAAAGCAAGAAAACCAGGAUCAAGCACAUGGAGUGGUGGUUCCUGCAGUAAGGGGGGCCUUAAUGAAAGAAGUGAUCAUGGGGAUGAACUCGAGCUUCCAAUAUACGAUUUUGAGAUAAUAGUAGAAGCCACAGAAGGUUUCUCAAGCAGCAACAAGCUCGGCGAAGGUGGCUUCGGGCCUGUAUACAAGGGUAAGCUUGAGGAUGGACAAGAAAUAGCUGUUAAAAAACUUUCAAAAACAUCAAUACAGGGUCUUGAUGAAUUCAGGAAUGAGGUUAUGUUGAUAGCUAAACUCCAGCAUCGGAACCUUGUUCGACUGAUUGGGUGCAGCAUUUCUGGUCAAGAAAAGAUACUUAUAUACGAAUACAUGGCAAAUACAAGCUUGGACUACUUUCUAUUUGACAAAUCCAAGAGCAUGCUACUCAACUGGCAAACGCGAUACCAUAUAAUAGAGGGAAUCGCCCGAGGUCUACUGUAUCUUCACCAGGACUCGAGAUAUAGAAUAAUCCACAGAGACCUGAAGACAAGCAACAUUCUUUUGGAUAAGGAGAUGACUCCUAAAAUUUCAGACUUUGGCAUGGCAAGAAUGUUUGGCAGUGAUGACACAGAAAUCAAUACUCUCAGAGUGGUUGGCACAUAUGGUUAUAUGGCUCCCGAGUACGCAAUGGAUGGAGUGUUCUCAGUGAAAUCAGAUGUGUUUAGUUUUGGAGUCAUAGUGCUAGAAAUCAUUACUGGUAAAAGGAACCGAGGUGUCUACAGCUACUCCGGUCACCUCAACCUUCUAGCUCAUGCCUGGAGCUUAUUGAAUGAGGGCAACAGCCUAGAUUUAGUCGACGAGAAUCUGAAAGGCUCCUUCAACUCAGACGAAGUGCUUAAAUGCCUCAAAGUAGGGCUCCUAUGCGUGCAAGAGAACCCCGACAACCGCCCCCUGAUGUCCCAGGUGCUCCUGAUGUUGGCCACCACUGACACUGCCUCGUUGCCAACUCCCAAGCAGCCUGGCUUUGCUGCAAGAAGAGCUGCGACAGAAGACACAUCGUUGAGCAAACCCGACUGCAGCAUUGUGGACAGCAUGACCAUCACCAUGGUCGAGGGUCGCUAAGCUUUAGCAGGCUAUGUCUCCUAUUGAUCAGAGCACGAGAUGUAUAUUGAGGAAUACUAGAGUGGCACUAACUCUAUUUUGCUUUGUUACCUUGUGUGAUUGGCGAACAUAGAAUUGUAGAGGAAUAUAGUUUUGUGAAUUGUGAUUGUUUACUUGUAGCGUUGAAUAGUGAGCAAAAAUGUAAUAUUCAUCCUAAUAAAAAAAAAGAGAUUGUAGAUGUA
Molecule: messenger RNA, 2838 nt
Organism: Phragmites australis (common reed)
Lineage: Eukaryota; Viridiplantae; Streptophyta; Magnoliopsida; Poales; Poaceae
Product: receptor-like serine/threonine-protein kinase SD1-8
Exons: 7
Coding region: 92-2617 (841 amino acids)
Biological process (GO): protein phosphorylation; recognition of pollen
Molecular function (GO): protein serine/threonine kinase activity; ATP binding
Source: RefSeq, a predicted model, not a curated record